This is a messenger RNA of Closterium sp. Yama58-4, 648 nucleotides long. Lineage: Eukaryota; Viridiplantae; Streptophyta; Zygnematophyceae; Desmidiales; Closteriaceae. The record is from the annotation of a GenBank genome assembly.
AUGUCCGUCGCUUCCGCCGCUCCUCCUCUCUCCGCUAGCGCCGCCUUGACUUCCAGAACCUCAAUUCCCUCGCAACAGCGCUUCGCCACGCCACGCCAGCGCGCCUCCUUCGCAUCUCCUUGUGCCACGUCAUCACCACCACCACCAUCAUCACCACCAUCACCAUCAUCAUCAUCCCAUCAGCAGCAGCGCCAGCAGCAGCAGCAGCAGCAGCAGCAGCAGCAGCAGGCAUCACGGGAGCACCGCACAGAAGCACAGAAUGGGCACGCGGGAACCAUGGCUGCAUGUGCUGCUGCAGUGCUCUCUGCCACUCUGCUCUGGCAACAGCCCGCUCUAGCUCAGGACGUCUCCGUGUCAUCACCAGCAGCAGCAGUGUUUGAGCGCACAUGUGCUGGCUGCCACGCUGGCGGCGGUAACCUGCUCAAGCCGGGUGCGGGCCUCUCACUCGCCGAUCUCCAAAGGAAUGGGCUCACCUCAGCAGAUGACAUUGCUAGAGUCACUGCAUUUGGCAUCGGUCGCAUGCCUGGCUAUGGGGAGGACUGCAAGCCGCGGGGGCAGUGCACGUUUGGCCCGCGCCUGAGUGCUGACGUCAUCCGCCAGCUGGCAGAGUACACCCUGGCACAGGCAGAGGCAGGGUGGCCACGCUGA